AUGGCACCCCCUGGCUUUGCUGUGACCGGAACACACCAGCAACAGCAUCAGCAUCAGCAUCAGUACCAACAUCAUUAUCAGCAUCAUCAGUAUCAGCAUCAAUAUCAGCCGUGGCAACAGCAGCAAUCGGGCGGCGGCCAAGAUGUCGAGAUGGACGACGACGCCCACCCGUACGGCGGUCAGCCGUUCCAUCACUACUACCAGCAACAGCAACAGCUCAGCCGCCAGCGCCGCCGGAGACAGCAGCGGGACCAGCACGGCCGACACGGCCAUCAACAGCGAAGGCCGUGA
Messenger RNA from Purpureocillium takamizusanense, 291 nucleotides. RefSeq lists its product as uncharacterized. The coding region runs from base 1 to 291 and encodes 96 amino acids. The transcript has a single exon. NCBI's taxonomy places the organism in Eukaryota, Fungi, Ascomycota, Sordariomycetes, Hypocreales, Ophiocordycipitaceae. The record is from RefSeq and is a predicted model, not a curated record.